This is a messenger RNA of Necator americanus (New World hookworm), 294 nucleotides long. RefSeq lists its product as uncharacterized. NCBI's taxonomy places the organism in Eukaryota, Metazoa, Nematoda, Chromadorea, Rhabditida, Ancylostomatidae. Bases 1 to 294 code for a protein of 97 amino acids. The transcript has 2 exons. The record is from RefSeq and is a predicted model, not a curated record.
AUGGUCCCACCUCGAUUCCAACCGCUGUCUCCACUUGCUUCGAGUGCAGUCGCUUGCGCAAUUGCCGUGCUUCAUGCCGUUUUGACACGACUAUACACGGUACACGCAGCUGUUGAGGAGAGUUAUUUGAGAUCUAUGAAAGCGUUGGCAUUCCAAACGAUGUUUUGUGAUGGCCAGAGAGGCCAGCCGUUGUACAAAAUUGGUGUUCUUGUCCUUCCAGAAGAGCCUGGAAUACUCGGCACCGCAUUCCCUCGAUGUGCUUACGCUACUGCACUGAAGUUCAUGUUGUUCUGA